Molecule: messenger RNA, 633 nt
Organism: Neurospora tetraspora
Lineage: Eukaryota; Fungi; Ascomycota; Sordariomycetes; Sordariales; Sordariaceae
Product: Fcf2 pre-rRNA processing-domain-containing protein
Exons: 2
Coding region: 1-633 (210 amino acids)
Biological process (GO): RNA processing
Cellular component (GO): nucleolus
Molecular function (GO): RNA binding
Source: RefSeq, a predicted model, not a curated record
AUGGCGGCUUCCGUACUCGGCUUGUCCGAUGCUGAGAUCGACAAACUCCUUGCUGAAGCCGAGUCUCGCCUUGCGAACCCGGACAGCUCCAAUGCUGUAACGGCUCCCCAGCAAGAUGCUGCUGUUGCACCCGCAGCGCAAACCCCCGUAGUGGUUGCGGCUCCCUCGGCCGCUCCUGCUGAGGUGGUGAAGCCGACCUUGGAGAACAAGUCCAAGAAGUUGUCGGUCCGGGUGCCCCAAUCCAAGGAAAAGACCAAGGGACCCAAGAAUGACGCUGGCGCCGAUUGGUUCAACAUGCCCCGCACGAAUCUGACCCCCGAGCUGAAGAGAGACUUGCAAAUUCUGAAGAUGCGUGAGGUCGUCGCCAUGGGAAAGCAGUACUUCAAGAAAGAUGCUCGCAAGGACUUUGUGCCCGAGUUCUCUCAAGUUGGCACUAUCAUUGCUGGUGCUGCUGACGGUCGUGACAGCCGACUCACCCGCAAGGAGAGGAAGCGGACCAUUGUUGAGGAGGUUCUCGGUGCUCAGGUCGUUGACAAGUACAAGAACAAGUACCACGGCAUCCAGGAGAAGAAGCAGAGCGGAGGAAAGAACUUCUACAAGAAGCUCGUCAACGGCAGGAGAAAGCGCAAGUGA